AGAGAACUCGGUGGUGGAAUCAAAUAAUAGUCUUCACUUGUGCAAUUGGAAACCAAUACAAAGGAGACGGAGUUACAUAACACAUGCAGCAGAAUCACUGAAGAUGCUAUCCAAACUCUUAUACUUUUUGCUUACAUGUUUGAGGAAGGAGGAAAAAUAUGCUUUGGAUAAUGGAAGCAAAUUAUUAGAGGAUCUUAUUGCAUCUUGUGAUGGAAAAUCUAAUCCCAUUCGCCAUUACUCUGCUGAUGAACUCAUCCGGGCAACCAAUAACUUCCAUCCCUCCUGCCUUAUACAAGGGUUUCGUCCACACGCAUUUAGGGGUUCUCUAGACAGCAGAUUGGUUAUCAUUAAGACCAUGGAGGCAGCUGAUGAAGCUAGAGAUGAAGCAAUCCGUAACAUUGUAAUUUCAGUGCAGAUGAGCACUCAUAAGAAUGUUUUGAAAUUGUUGGGUUGCUGUUUAGAAUUCCCACUACCAGUUCUAGUGCAUGAAUAUGCAACUCAAGGAGUUCUUAACAUGAAAGGAGGUUUGGGGGAUGAUGAAGCUCUACCAUGGAAAACUAGAAUACGAAUCGCAAAGCAGGUUGCUAAUGCUAUUACAUAUCUGCAUACAGCCUUCCCUAGACCCAUCAUUCAUAGGGAUCUUAGAACUGACUGUAUUCUCUUGGAUGAGGACUUUGUUCCCAAAUUAUGUGAUUUCUCAUGGAGUGUAACGAUUCCGCCUGAGCAAUCACAUGUCAAAGAUAUAGUAAAAGGCACAGUAGGGUAUCUUGACCCUGUGUAUGUUAAGUCUGCCAGCAUUUCAGAAAAAACUGAUGUUUAUAGCUUUGGUGUUAUUUUACUUGUUUUCUUGACGGGACAAAAACCCUUCAAACAAAAUCAGAGGGGAUCCUAUGAAUAUGAGGACUUCAUUCCAUAUUUGAAAUUACAACUAGCAUGUGAGGAUCAAAUCCAGGCAAUUGUGGAUCCCAAAAUCCUUGAGAAGUUAAGAGAAGGUGAUGAGGAAGCACAACAGCAGUUGCAUGAAUUCUUGUCACUGGCAUUGUCAUGUACCCAACUGGAAAUUGAAGCACGGCCAGAUAUGAUCGAUGUGGCAAAAGAACUUGUACGAAUUGAAAAACUCUCUUCUCAUUCUAGCUUAGCUUAAUCUGUUACAUUUUUCUUAUCAGUGAGUAACGAAAAUUUGAUUUAGCAGUUAGUAGCUUUAAGAAGUUUGUAUUUACAAGCUCUGAUCUAUAUAUAAGAUAGAUUUUUAGAAGAAAUAUGCUUCAAGUUGCAUUCUUCAGUGUAUUGAAGCUAGUCCUGAGUUCCUGACUCCAAAUAGGAUCAAUAUUUUAUGAAGGUCUUCUUUCUUGAGAAAGGA
This is a messenger RNA of Argentina anserina (silverweed cinquefoil), 1360 nucleotides long. Its product is annotated as non-functional pseudokinase ZRK2-like. Bases 104 to 1144 code for a protein of 346 amino acids. Gene Ontology annotation, cellular component: plasma membrane. The transcript has 2 exons. Gene Ontology annotation, biological process: protein phosphorylation; cell surface receptor signaling pathway. The record is from RefSeq and is a predicted model, not a curated record. Gene Ontology annotation, molecular function: protein serine/threonine kinase activity; ATP binding. NCBI's taxonomy places the organism in Eukaryota, Viridiplantae, Streptophyta, Magnoliopsida, Rosales, Rosaceae.